ACACUACUCUGUGGCAACCACUUGAAAGCGUAAUGAGGGACAACGGGAGCCGAGUUUAUUAGGCAACAUCAACUGUACCACUACACACAGCUAGGAAGACGAUAAUAAAAAUGAAAAUAUUCACCCUCCUAUUGGGCGUGAUCAUUAUAGGGGUAGCGGAGAUCAAAACCGACGAAUCAGAGAGCACCUUCCCCGAUGCCGGACCAAUCGCAUCGCAAGAAAAUAACAUUGAAAAGAGACGGGUAGAUGUUCCUGAAGUGGUUUUGCAAUUGAAAUAUGAUAAAGGGGAACUGAAUAGGAUAUAUUUGACGCAGUUUCGGAAGGAUUCUGUAGCGUGGGUGCCGUCAGUGUCUGCCCGGAGCAACCUGUGUGCAGACUUGUGCCACGCAGGACUUGGUGGCGAGGCGUGCGGAGUGAACAUCUGUUCGCAGCUGGUCCCCAUAGGGCUGCAGAAGGCCCUGACGGAGACCAACCAGAGCGACGUCACUUACGGAGUGCCGCGGUACAACGUCUGCCCUGCACUGUGCCAGAAUCAACUUGGAGCUCCACUAUGCAACUGCAGAGAGCGCACUACGGAGCACCAUGCAGUCAACUGGAGCGAGGUGUGCGCCGCCUUCUGCUACGACGGAUACACGCUUAGCGGUUGCCCAACGUGCGAGUCAUCAAGCACGGAAUCUACAGUGAGCCUGCAAUCAUCGCGGGUGCUGUCCACCUACGAGGGGUGGGCUGCAUGGUGCAACGUGCAGUGCAGGCAGGGCCAGGGCGGUGCUGCAUGCAACUGCGAUCGCACCCCGUUCCAGUAAACCCCAAAGAAGAAAACGCCACAAAAAUUAUACAACAAGAUCGUAUGUAUAACUAAUUUUAAAAAUAUGUAUGUAUGUAUAACGGUUAUUCUUUCCAACUUUUUGAAAAACUGCCGAGUCAUACUUGCAUAGGUACCAAAUUACUUGGUUGAGUUUUCCUAUGUUAACUUUAUCAAAUAGCAACGAAACACCACAACACAAAUGGACAAAAAAAUCGUAUGUAUAAAUUAAAAAAAUGUGUAUUAUUUUUCAACUAGGUAAGUCUCGAUAUUGAUAGCGACAUAAAUCGAUCGUUAAGUCAUAAUUUCUUUUUUGUAAUUCGACAUAAAUAGCGACAAAAUUCGAACGUUAAGUCGUGCUUUCUUUUUGUAAUUUGCAAGCAUUUUAUGCUUUUGUUUUAGAGUUGAAAAGUCGAAUAAUGGAAUGUAUGGCUUAAUAAUAGUUUUGUCGUAAUCAUUGUCGAGACUAUCAGCUGUAAAUCAUUGGUAAUAUCACAAGAUUGCAUUGAAACAAGAUCGUUUAAUGUAUGGUUGUUAGAUAUUCACUGGAAAUGCCACAAUAACUAGACAACAAGAUUCGUUAUUGUAUAUUUCUACUAUUUUUGGUUACAUAUACAACCCGUUUCUUUUUAUUAGCAGCCAAUUUUUGUUCUGAGAGUUAAAUAGAUAUCAUUCAAACAUUCCAUUUUUUGAAUAAAUAAAAUAACUUUUUACACUAAAAUGGUAAAAAUAACUUUUAUUACGGAAGUCGAUGUUAAAUAAGAAACAAUAAUGAGAAACAUCGACUUUUGAAAUCAAAGUCAAUUUGAUCCUUUUAACUGUUUUUUUAACCGUCUUUUUUCAGUGAAGUCGGUUAUUCUUCUUUGUAAAAAGGUAACUCUCAGAAAAAAUUGUCUGUAUUUUUUAUUAUUCAAGAUGAAAUGGCAAUAUGAUAUGUAUAAUUCAUUAUAUAUGUACGUAUUAUCUAUUUAUAUAUUGCUUAAAGCAGGCAAUUGUGUAUGUAGGUACAGAAGAGUGGGGGAAAACACAGAAAUACAUAUAUUUUAAUUAAUAUAUUAUCGCACAAUGAAAAUUCAAGUAGUAUUACAUAAAUUACUACAUUACUUAUUUAAUUUUUACCUAUUUAAUUCAUCGUGAAAGGAAUAAAAUUUUCAUUUAUUCGUUUAAAUGAAUGUAUUUAUCAAGUUUAAAUAUUGAUACAUAUUAUUAUAGAAUAUAAAUUAAAUAAUAUGCACCGUAAUUAUUAUUAUAAUUAAUUAAUUGUCACAAUAAUAUUAUAAGGAUUUAUUCUAAAUAUACCAUUCACAAUUUAAGAUCAAAAUUAUAAAGUACAUGGCUGCAUAAAUAUAUUAGAUAAUAAGCGUUUAAUAUUGUUUUUAAUUAUUAAAUUCAUUUAAUUCUAAGUGUACUGUUUAAUCAACGUAUAUUUUAAGGUAUGAUUAUUACUUAUAUUUAAUCAUUAAAUAAUAAUUGUAAUUAAUAAUAAUAAGAAAUGAAAAAUCUGCGCGCAAGACAAUACUACGAGUAAUAUUUAAAUGUAAAAUUCCAUUUAAUGUGAUUAUUUACAUUUAAUUUCGGUAUUAAAGUUUAUUUUUCAUUUA
Spodoptera frugiperda (fall armyworm) is the source of this 2403-nucleotide messenger RNA. RefSeq lists its product as uncharacterized. Lineage: Eukaryota; Metazoa; Arthropoda; Insecta; Lepidoptera; Noctuidae. The record is from RefSeq and is a predicted model, not a curated record. Bases 111 to 803 code for a protein of 230 amino acids. The transcript has 5 exons.